Messenger RNA from Funneliformis caledonium, 173 nucleotides. Lineage: Eukaryota; Fungi; Glomeromycota; Glomeromycetes; Glomerales; Glomeraceae. The record is from the annotation of a GenBank genome assembly.
CUGAUGUUUCAAAAAACAAUAAAGAAGCAUGUUCAUCACGUUCUCAUAUCACAAAAACUUUCAAAAGAACUACUUUACAAUCUUCUUUAGAUGAAACAUUACGUACCAGUACCGUUACUUAUACAGUCAAUCUCACACCUUCAGUUUUAUCAAAUAUAAGUGCUUUAGUGUAA